AUUCUUACUGAAAAAGAAAUUAAUCGAAAUAAUUAAUAUUAUUAUGCAUUUAGAUCCGUCGGAAUGGAACUCGAACCACAUCGCAUCCUGGAUUUCAUGGUGCAGCCAGGUGUUUUCCAUAAAACCACCACCGAGUACAAUUAAAUUUCCAUCAACUGGCAAAGAGCUAUUAAAAUUAUCGUCUGAUUAUUGGCAAGCUAUUCCUGGUGGAAAAAUUUUGGCACGACACCUUGGUUACCUUCAAUUCCAGGCAACUGGUGUACAAACGCCGGAUUUGUUGCAAGAGGAGAAGAUUGAUGAGAGGUUCAGCCUCCUCCAACGAACUUGCUCCCUGAUUGGAUCGACAGCUGGAGCUGUGGGUUCCGGGGCGGUCGGAGGCGGACAGGUUCAACUCUGGCAAUUCCUGCUGGAGCUGCUCUCGGAUUCGUCCAAUUCAUCCUGUAUCGCGUGGGAGGGCUCGAACGGCGAGUUCAAACUUACCGAUCCGGACGAAGUUGCGCGUCGAUGGGGCGAACGGAAGAGCAAACCGAACAUGAACUACGACAAAUUAUCGCGAGCACUCAGAUAUUACUACGACAAAAAUAUCAUGACGAAAGUGCACGGGAAACGAUACGCGUACAAGUUCGACUUCCAUGGAUUGAUGAUGGCUUGUCAGACCCAAGCUGGCGUCACGUUGGAGGCAUCUCAAUCGAGCCGAGGUACAGGCGCGAAUUGUCAUCCUCAUCAUACGCAUCAUACUCAUCAUCUGUAUCCGACAGGACCAUCGAGUUCGCAACAUCCAUCGGCACCUCCACCACCGCCUCCACCACCACCGCCACCUCCGCCACAUUAUUGUUGGCCUUACCACAGAUACUCUCCACCAACGUAGCAUAAAGAUUUUAUUGUUUUUCAUUUGUGACAACAUGAACAAUUUUUUGUUAAGUUAGAUCAUGCGUAGGAUAUGCAAUAGGCAUACCAGUGCAUAAAAGCAAUUGUAAAUUAUACUGCUAUUUUAAAGAUUUUAAAGGAAUAGAUAAUUUCCAACGUAAUUUGGAAAAGUUAUGUAAAUUUUUUGUUAAGCAUUCUGCGAUAAUUAAUUAUUGGUAGAUCUAUUAUACUCGUGUAAUUAAUGGUUUCUUUUUAAGUGUAAUAUAUAAGAUAAAUGUUAACUAUAAAAUAAGUAUGUACAACAGAUAAAUUAAGUACCUAAAUAUUGUAGGUAUAGUUGUUGGUAGAGAAGAAUAAAAUUAUUGUAUAUAUAAAUAUAUUAAGAUAUUUAGAUAAGCAUACAUAAAGCAAUAGUGAUGUCUCCGUUAAAGUUUUGGAUAGGAAUUGUAUUUAUAUGCACUUCUUUAAUGUUGGAAUGUACAGUUUGUAAGCAUAAUUUUUUAUUUAAUGAAUGUUAAGGUGCUUAACGGUUACCGUAGGAAAAUAAAGCACUGCAAA
Messenger RNA from Bombus pascuorum, 1425 nucleotides. Its product is annotated as DNA-binding protein D-ETS-6-like. Lineage: Eukaryota; Metazoa; Arthropoda; Insecta; Hymenoptera; Apidae. Gene Ontology annotation, cellular component: nucleus. The transcript is spliced from 3 exons. The record is from RefSeq and is a predicted model, not a curated record. The coding region runs from base 44 to 868 and encodes 274 amino acids. Gene Ontology annotation, biological process: regulation of transcription by RNA polymerase II; cell differentiation. Gene Ontology annotation, molecular function: DNA-binding transcription factor activity, RNA polymerase II-specific; sequence-specific DNA binding.